Messenger RNA from Hemibagrus wyckioides, 1070 nucleotides. It is a transcript of the gene rab11bb, whose product is annotated as RAB11B, member RAS oncogene family, b. Gene Ontology annotation, biological process: constitutive secretory pathway; regulated exocytosis. Gene Ontology annotation, molecular function: GTPase activity; GTP binding. Bases 187 to 843 code for a protein of 218 amino acids. The record is from RefSeq and is a predicted model, not a curated record. The transcript is spliced from 5 exons. Lineage: Eukaryota; Metazoa; Chordata; Actinopteri; Siluriformes; Bagridae. Gene Ontology annotation, cellular component: recycling endosome.
CAGAGAGCUCGCUCUUCCUGCGGUCAGCUCUAUGUGACAGCCAGCACUGGCGCAUUGUCUUUUUCCCCCCAUUUCAUUUUAUUUUUUCACCCCACUCUUUGCAUUGGACACUUUGAUACGACGUCCGCAGCUUUGCGUCUUUCUCCUCGGACGUAAGGGUCGCCGCUGGUCUUCUCUCUCUCUAUCAUGGGCAACAGGGACGAUGAAUACGAUUUCUUGUUCAAAGUUGUUCUUAUCGGAGACUCAGGCGUCGGAAAGAGCAACCUGCUGUCCCGAUUCACCCGCAACGAGUUUAACCUGGAGAGUAAAAGCACCAUCGGGGUGGAGUUCGCGACCCGCAGCAUUCAGGUGGAUGGCAAGACGAUAAAGGCGCAGAUUUGGGACACAGCCGGACAGGAGCGCUACCGGGCCAUCACCUCAGCCUACUACCGAGGUGCAGUUGGUGCUCUGCUGGUGUACGACAUCGCCAAACAUUUGACAUACGAGAAUGUGGAGCGCUGGUUGAAGGAGCUGAGGGACCACGCUGACAACAACAUUGUCAUCAUGCUGGUGGGCAACAAGAGUGACCUGCGCCACCUGAGGGCAGUGCCGACUGAUGAGGCCCGAGCUUUUGCAGAGAAGAAUAACCUGUCAUUUAUCGAGACCUCGGCUCUGGAUUCAACCAACGUAGAGGAGGCGUUCAAGAACAUUCUAACAGAGAUCUAUCGCAUCGUAUCACAGAAGCAGAUCGCUGAUCGAUCAGCUCAUGAUGAGUCUCCAGGGAACAACGUGGUGGACAUCAGCGUGCCGCCCACCACGGACGGGCAAAAGGGCAGCAAACUGCAGUGCUGCCAAAACCUGUAACCAUGACGACCAACCAUCACCCCUAACCCCACCGAACCUUCACCACACUCCGCACUACACUCAUCUCCCUUUUUCUCUCUAUGUGUCGUGCCGCUGACGUUCGAUUUAUUUGUGUAAUAUAUAUUUUUUCUUUUUGAUAGCUUCUCAACUCACGUAUGCACACAUACCGAGACAGACACUCGUACACACACAUAUUUCUGACAUGAAAUAAAAUUUUACAGUACAAA